Molecule: messenger RNA, 3111 nt
Organism: Seminavis robusta
Lineage: Eukaryota; Bacillariophyta; Bacillariophyceae; Naviculales; Naviculaceae
Source: the annotation of a GenBank genome assembly
AUGAGACGAGGAGCCAAGGCGACGAUGCAGAUGCGCGUCGAUAGCGGUGUGAUUGACGCCGAUUCCCUAGUGAGCAGCAGUAGUGAUGAUGAAGCUGAAGAAGUGGACGUGGAUUCUCUACUCGCUUCUGCUGCUGAUGAAGGUCAAGCUGAUGACGAUCAAGAGGAUGAUCAAGAUGACAGCCAAAGCAUGAGCAUGAGCAACAGUGAGAGCGACAGUGAGAGUGUGAGUGGCUCCACUGGAAGCAGCAGCAACGGCUCCUUGGACCGUCGACGGAGUCAACAGCGUUCCAGCCGUCGCCAUCGUCGAACGCUCUUGUUGGAUAUGAGUUCUCGACAACAGCAAGAUCAUUUCAUGGCAGCAGGAGCAGACUUUAGUGCCAACGAUCACGAACGAAGAGUACGCUUCUCCACUAUUGGUGGCAUGGAACCUGCACCCUUAUUGGCCACUCGACCUUCCUUCAUGACAACACGGGCUUCCAUGUUGGCCACUGCCGCCACCGCGCCUCGACUGCUCUCCAGUGGAACCGAAAUUGCUCUAGGGCAUGACAGCUUUGUCAUUCCGGAAACGAUCGACGAUGAUGACAAUGAUAGUCGCCAGCUGGACGUCCAUGAAGUGGAUGUGGAUGAACUAGAAGCGCAGACCAAAGUAUUGGAGGACGACUCGGAUCGAUUAUUGCAGGAACAGAAUGAACUGGACGAUUCCGAUUUUGCCCAUCAGUACAACAAACUACGACAUGGAAGCACUGUGAUUCAUCGCCGCAGCGACGAGGACGCCAUGAGUAUGAGUGACACCACACACACUAGUAUUGGGGAUGUUCAAGCCGAACGAGAAAAACACCUCCGACGAAACAUGGCCUUUUUCAUGGCCUACGAAUUCGUAUACACGUCACUCCAAAGACUUGUCUGGCAGGGAAGUCUAUUGCUGUGUUUUGUCGUCAAGAGACAAAAGGCAGGAGACGAACAGCAACAAAUGGCACAAGAAGUAUUCGAAGAAGCUGCCGAAUUGGGAGCCACGGGAGUCACACAAACCACCACGGGAGGAACGGGAAUCAUGGGGACAACAACUACUACUACUACUACAGCCACAACAACAGCGACAACCGCCACCACUACAACCACAGCAUCGGCCACUUCCAGUGCAGUCGCUUCGACAUCUGCCAGUAUGACCAGUGCUGCCACCUCCAGUGCCGUGACGGCAUCCUCUGCGUCGGCUACCACGGCCGCGUCGGCGUCGGCGACAACGGCCGUCACGGCCACACAAGCGACAGCCGUAGUGGCACAAAUGGCAGUUGUAUCGGCUCAAGGGGCGGCCGGGGCGACAGCUGCUGCCACGACCACGGCAACUGCGACAGCCGCGGCUGCUGCAGGGGCUGCAGGAGCAGCAGCAGGGGGGACCACCACAGCCGUCACGACGGCAGCAACCACGGCGGUCGCAUCCUCCACUGUCGCCACGCAAACUGCGGUGGCUGUGGGAGUGGCAGCCGUCACGGUCGUAUCCACGGGGGCCAUUGUCGUCACACAGACACAAUCCAACAGCGUACAUUACAACUUUGGAGAUAGCUUUGUUCCGCCCGUUUGUUCGACAACCUCUCAAGAAAAAGAAGGAUGUGUGGAACUUCAGAUUACAGGAGUGCCACCCUAUCUCUUUCGAGAAGCAGACGAGGCGGAGGAUACGCGGCAGAUCUUUCGUGAUGUCUACAAUUCCAUCACGGGCAUGUGUUUGGAUCAUUACGAUCGCGUCAUUCACAAUGCGGAAUUGAUCGACUGGGAUACCCAAUGGAGUCCCGAGUUUGCGGCUGCCGAGGAUCGCAUCAAUGUCACAUCGGGACGUGCUUACGAUGAAGCGGUGGCGUCCAGCAUUACCACGCUGCAAUGGCGUGCCAUUGUGGAUUGCUCCGGUUGCCCCGACUACGAACCGCUCUUUGCCGUGGGAGAUGACUUUGUCCCACGAAAUGAUUCCAUGGCGGGAUCCUUUGACAUGUCCGACUUUUUUGGACUCUUUGCCGCGUCGUUUGGGUUCACCAUGGAUCGAUACUUGAAUGGAAUUGCAGUUAACUACAAUAGUACAGCUCCAUUCAAUACUUCCAUUUACGAUGGACAAACCCGGCAAGUGCAGGUGGUAUUUGCACAAACCACGGAAUGCCCCGAGCCAAAGAAAGAGGAACAGGAGGAUUCAUCGGCGUCCCCACAAGAGACUGAACAAGGACCGGGAGGAGAUCGCAAGGCGCUCAGCAGUGUCGACACCAACACCAUCAACCAAGCCUUGAGGAUUGUCGAACGAAACGAUGGGACAGUAACUACAAGCCGUGAAGCUGCAUCCAUUCAAGCCUGCUUUGAUGGAAUGGGGCAAUUGGAGCAAACGCCGUACUGUCAGACAGCACUUGCAGGGGAUGACAAACCACCACCUCCUCGGCCAGGAGGACCGAAUGGUGGGCCAGGGCCAAAUGGAGGUCCAGGGGGUCCUGGUGGGGGCCCAGGAGGUGGACCGCCGCCUCCUCCUCCAGGUGGACCUGGUGGAGGGCCAGGGGGUCCACCUCCACCACCACCUCCUCCUGGCCAAGGUGGUGGUCCUGGUGGGCCGGGGGGGGCACUUCCACCGCCUCCUCCUCCUGGCCAAGGCGGUGGUCCUGGGGGCCCGGGGGGUCCACCUCCACCACCUCCUCCUCCUGGCCAAGGCGGCGGCCCUGGGGGCCCGGGGGGUCCACCCCACACCACCUCCUCGGCCAAGGUGGUGGUCCUGGGGCCGGGAGGUCCACCGCCUCCUCCUCCUGGCCAAGGUGUGGUCCUGGUGGAGGGCCUGGGGGUCCACCACCACCACCACCGCCUCCUCCUGGCCAAGGUGGUGGUCCUGGGGGCCCGGGGGUUCCACCACCACCUCCUCCUGGCCAAGGCGGUGGUCCGGGUGGCCCAGGGGGUCCACCGCUUCCUCCUCCGCCUGGCCCAGGUGGUGGUCCAUUGGGUCCUGGUGGGGGCCCUCCACCACCUCCCCCCCUUGGCCCAGGUGGUGCUCCUCCUGGCCAAGGUGGUGGUCCUAUUGGAAGCCCACCGCCGCCUGGUCCAGGUGGCCCUCCGCCACCUCCUCCUGGCCCAGGUGGAGCCCCAGGAGUAG